CUAAAAAGUUCUGAAGACAUAUGUAAAAUUAUUGAUUCUGCUGUUGCUGUAGUAGGUGGUCAAGAUAUCUAUGAAAAGGAAACGAUUCUUAGCUAUCUCAAGGAAUUGAAGGCGGAUUUAACCUCUGGUCUUUCGAAAGUCAAUCUGCCUAGUUUACCAACGCGCAAUAAAAUACGGAAAUACGUAAAACCAAGUGACACGCGUUCUAGUGCAACGGCGACGAAGACCGGCGCCGCUGAAUGUAGGGCUAGGAAUAUUGUUGUGCGAACGCCUGGCCUCAGUUAUUUGAUGCUUGACAAGUUAAGAAACUCAACUCUUACUAGUUUUGACCGAUGCGCCAACGGGUUUGUGAAAAUGCUUAAGGUUCUCUCGGACGCGGAUCCGCAGUUUACUACUCUUUCCAAUGAGCUUAUUUCGGAAUUGCUUGAUCCAAAUCCAACCGUGAGAAGAUCUAUCUAUGUUCGAACGGAAGAUUGGAAAGGUUUGCAAGAACACAUUGCUCAUUUAGAACAGAGAGCAAAGGAUCAGCAAGAAGGCAGUUGGCCCUUAAAUGAUGCCGAUGCAGUGGUUAUAAGUGAUUUGGACGAUUUUGUUGAACUUCUCUGCAAUGCGGACCCGGAUAUGGUGCGCACAUGCCUAUCUGACGACCGACUUCCUCUAGCGUUGAGCCACCUUUAUCAGGGAGAGAAGAGCGUUCUUAUUCGACGUUUUUACCUUUUGGUUACUGUGGCGACCUGUCACAUACAACCUGCUGUUUGGCCCGUCUAUCUUGACUCGGGUUUACCGCUAGAAAUAAUUCGUGAAAUUAGGUCAUCCGAUGUUGAUGAACUCGAUGAAUCUUUCUUCGACUGCGUUUUCGGAAAGGCAUCGCGAUCUGUAACAAGCGAGGUGAAUUCCCUUGCUGAUAAUCCUCCAGUCUUCGCCUCUACGGUAAGACCCUGCAUCUCUAAUGCAAAUCCACCACAGAACCAGGGUAUGAACAAUACUAAAACAAUAUCUUCGAUUCUUCUUGAUACUUUCAUUCAAUUUGUGUGCGCUGCCAACCGUCAUUUUUGCACUUCCCCAUCAACUCCUCUUACACCUAUCAUGAAUACGAUGCUUGGCAAUCAUGCCAUCACCAGGGAUCUAAUAGAACGCCUCCUCUAUAUUUUCAACCGUGAUGUCGAUCCUCUGAGUUUGGAUGGCGUGUCAUUUGUACGAAGGCUUCGUGGUGUCCUUCAUGAGGGUUUUGACAUCUCGUCACAACUCUACAGUGGUUUUUUGGUUAAACCGGAUCCGGACGAUGAGUUGAGUGCGGGUCAAUUUGGUAGAUACUGUCGCAUUUCGUCCACGCAAAGUAGUGCUGGUGAAAAUGGAGCCUGCGUUGGUGAGAUCGGCGGGAGCGGCGAUCAUGUCGGUAGUGCGGAUGAGGGUGGAGUGCGUGUUAGUGGUUCAGGAAAGAGUUUGCAUCACCGCACAGGCCUCACAGAUGCCACACUCCAACUGGCUCCUGACACCCCACGCAACGCGGUUCGUAAGCUCCUCGCUGAUAUCUUUUCGAGUCGCGACACAGCCAGUCUUAUCUACCGCAACGAUGUCAAUGUUGUGAUCGACGUUAUCAUUCGGCAAAUCUGCGAUCUACCGGCUAAUUCACCGAAUUUGUCCGAGUUUUUAUUCUGCAUGGAUAAGGUGAUUCGCAACACUGAUUGCAUGUCAUGCACCAGCGGUCCCUAUCGCUUGGAAGAUCUCCUUGAAGCUCUCCGAGGAGUAGAAUUUAGCGCCAACACUUUUGGUGCCCUGAAUUCGCGUGAUUUUACCACCUCGCGAUCUCUGCGUCUAACUAAUGAUUUACUCACUCUGCUUAGCGCAAUGAGCAGUUGA
Molecule: messenger RNA, 1860 nt
Organism: Hydatigera taeniaeformis
Lineage: Eukaryota; Metazoa; Platyhelminthes; Cestoda; Cyclophyllidea; Taeniidae
Source: the annotation of a GenBank genome assembly